Molecule: messenger RNA, 791 nt
Organism: Ornithodoros turicata
Lineage: Eukaryota; Metazoa; Arthropoda; Arachnida; Ixodida; Argasidae
Product: mite group 2 allergen-like Ixo r 2
Exons: 4
Coding region: 132-575 (147 amino acids)
Biological process (GO): sterol transport
Molecular function (GO): sterol binding
Source: RefSeq, a predicted model, not a curated record
CGUUCCACGACGUGUUUUCUGAUUGCAUCCACGUCGUUUGCUUCACCACGUCCAUAAUUUAUCCCACUGUCUUGGCGUUUAUUGUGUUGUCUCCAACGCGAACCAUCUGAAUCGGCUCGCAGUCGUCCAAGAUGUUCGGUCUUCUCCUCGUACCAUGUCUUCUGGCUGUCGCCACAGUGGCGCAGCAGGCUAUUCAGUUCCAACACUGCGGAGGCGGCAAGAUCCUGUCCGCGGUGGUAACACCCUGCAAUAGCGAUCCCUGUGUGGUUCCGGUGGGCACGAACCUCCGAAUUGAUUUCAAGGUCGAAUCUAACCAGAACAGCAGCACCGUGAGAUUCGACCCCCGCGUGGACGUACUGGGAAUGCAAAUGCCUAUCCCUGGCAUCAACACGGACGCCUGCAGCUCUGGUGCAGUGUCCUGUCCAGUAAGAGCGGGUGAAAUCAUCGCAGGUUCCAUACGGGCUCCUGUUCUGAGCUUCCUGCCAUCGAUGACCGUCACUACCACAUGGAAGAUUCUCGGCUCUGAGGGACUCAUCACCUGUGGCUCGACGAAGGUCACCAUUAUCAGGAACUAGCAGUAUCGCUAAGAAACAAGUCAACAAGUGUGAUCUCGUUCUAGAGAGAGGCGAGAUGCGUGUAAAGUCACAUGAUCUUCAUAAUAGCUACAUGACUGCAUACAUUUAUACAGUUCCUUUUUCGUUACCUCUAUAUUACUUUUUAGGUUACUUUUUGUUCCUGAACAGUUGAAACACACUCUAAAUGGGCAAACAAAUAAAGCGAGUUGACGCAUG